CGUAUCUUGUUUACAUGUUUGAGAAACGUUGGCUCGUCGCUCGCUAAGCACAUCGUCGUAGGAACAAAUUCAGUGUACGGCGAAUUUAGGCCUUUUACAGGUUUCUAGAGAGACCAGAAUCUGCAAACAGCCCUUAAAGGCAAAGCGAAGACCAUAAGCAAAGUGACAGAAGAGCAGGCAGAGACCCGGCACCAUGUCUCUCGCGGACGAACUACUGAAUGACUUCGAGGAGGGCGAAGAAGAGGAGCUUCUGUCCAAUGAAUUACAGGCUCGAGAAGGCACCCCGGGAGAACCGGUGGAAUCCAUGGACGUCGAGUUCAAGGUGCCUUUCGCCGUCGACCCCAAAGCAGCCAAGCCAGGGUUACAGUCCGUACGGCAGGUGGCUAAGUUGUGGGACUCGAAUAAGCUUCGCGACAUAAAAGACCAGAUUGAAAAUUAUGCGUCACAGCAGAGGAAGGCAGAGGAUAUCCAAGGACCUGUGGAGGCAGAUCCAGAGUACUUGCUGAUUGUGGAGGCAAACAACAUUAAUGUAGAUAUUGAUGACGAAGUUGGGACGAUUCACAAAUUCGUAAAGGAGAAGUAUUCCAAGAGGUUCCCAGAGUUAGAAUCACUGGUCGUCAAUUCCCUCGAAUACCUUAAUGCUGUGCGUGAGCUUGGGAAUGAUGUGGACAAGGUUAAAAACAGUGAGGCUUUAGCCCAGAUCCUGACACAAGCCACAAUUAUGGUGGUGAGUGUAACGGCUUCCACCACACAAGGUACCCUCCUCACAAACCAGGAACUUGAAGCCAUAGAAGAGGCUUGCAAGAUGGCUCAGGAUCUGAAUGCUUUCAAGAUAAAAAUCUUUGAGUAUGUUGAGAGCCGGAUGAACUUCAUUGCUCCAAAUCUAUCUUGCAUUGUUGGGGCAUCAACUGCAGCCAAGCUGAUGGGAGCUGCGGGAGGUCUCACAAACCUUGCCAAAAUGCCAGCUAGUAAUGUCCUCCUUGUUGGGAAACAGAAGAGGACCAUGAUUGGAAUGGCCCAGACCUCCAUGCUUCCUCACACAGGACAUAUUUACUACUGUGAUAUUGUACAGGAAACACCACCUGACCUGCGUUCAAAGGCUGCUCGGAUUGUUGCUGCAAAGGCCACUCUUGCUGCUCGUGUGGACAGCAUGCACGGGAGCCCCACAGGUGCACAGGGCUUAAUCCUAAGGGAGGAAGUUGAGAAAAAACUAGACAAAUUACAAGAACCUCCUCCAGUCAAAGCUGUCAAACCACUGCCUCCACCCAUAGAUGCCCCUGGCAAGAAGCGUGGAGGACGACGGGUCCGCAAAAUGAAGGAAAGGAUGGCUGUGACAGACCUUCGGAAGGCACAGAACAGAAUGAACUUCGGAGAGAUUGAGGAAGAUGCAUACCAAGACGACCUGGGUUACACAAGAGGUCAGCUUGGGAAAGGUGGCGCAGGACGUAUCAGGAAGGUCACAGUGGACGAGAAGACGAGGGUCCGCCUUUCCAAAACUCUACAGAAAGAGGUGCAGCGGCAGACUUCUCUCGGAGGCCAGACCACCGUGAGAAGACAAGUGGCUGGUACCGCAUCCAGUGUUGCCUUUACACCUCUCCAAGGCCUUGAAAUUGUCAAUCCUCAGGCGGCAGAGAUGAGCGGACAUGCCAAGGCCAAUAAGUAUUUCUCAAAUGUUCUUGGGUUCAAGAAUGUAAAUAACAAGUUGGUUUAAUUGAAGCAAAGCAAGCGAGUUGAUGUAUUUUUGUAAGAGAUUAGACACAAAUUACUUGAAAAGUUAUUUGUUACAGUGGAUGUAAUAAAAGGAGAAUGAGUUGUAUUCACUUUAUUUUAAUCUAUGAUUUACCUACAUUUAGUGUAUGUAUUUAUGAUUUGAAGUUAUUGACAGAGGUAUUGAUAACAUUUGUCCACUUUUGUUUGGAUAAUUGAAAAAAGAAGUUCUUUCUGCCUUGCUAUUGGAUGUUUUUAUUUACCUCAAAGAAUGUAUUUGGAAUUAAUGAAAUAUAGAAAGUGAGAGAUGCCUGUAUCUCUAUUGCUAAUGGAGGACAUGAUACUAGUGUAAAGUCUAUGCAAACAGGAUAUGUCAGUAAUUCUACAGCUGGCAGCACCAAGUAACUCUGCCGUGGUCAUAUACCCUUUACUGUAAAUCUAUAGUGAAUUGACCUACAUUUUUUUUGUUUUUGCCACUGUGAUUGAGAAAUAUUUACACCAUCUUAUUUUUUACAACUGUUAAAUCAUUACAUCAGUUAAAUCAUAAUUCUGAGACCCAAAGUUAUCUUGAUGUAGAGCCAUGUAGAUUCAGUAAGCUGAGCUAUAGAAAAAAUUUAAAUUCUUUUAUAUAACACCUAUUUAUCACUUACAUCCUGAUCUGUGCAUAUAUAUGUAUAUAUAUAUCUGAUAUGAGUUACCAAACACUAAAAAUGUAAUAAUAUAUGCAACAUGUAACAACUUAUUCUGUUUCUGGAUAAGUUAUGUAACUGCAUAUUUGUGGGAGACUUCUGUAAAAAUAACUUGUGACAUACUAUCUCCUGAAUAUUUCUGCAAGCCUUUAUUCUACCUAAUGCUUUUAGGCCAUAAUAAAAGGCGAAUCCAUG
This is a messenger RNA of Penaeus chinensis, 2591 nucleotides long. RefSeq names its product U4/U6 small nuclear ribonucleoprotein Prp31-like (gene Prp31). The record is from RefSeq and is a predicted model, not a curated record. Gene Ontology annotation, cellular component: U4/U6 x U5 tri-snRNP complex; U4 snRNP; precatalytic spliceosome. The transcript has 2 exons. NCBI's taxonomy places the organism in Eukaryota, Metazoa, Arthropoda, Malacostraca, Decapoda, Penaeidae. Bases 194 to 1711 code for a protein of 505 amino acids. Gene Ontology annotation, biological process: spliceosomal tri-snRNP complex assembly; mRNA splicing, via spliceosome.